AUGUCGUCUGCAAACAGAGAGCAGGUCUUCCCGACACGGAUGACGCUGAGUUUGAUGAAGGGGAAGCUGAAGGGGGCUCAGCAGGGCCAUUCGCUACUGAAACGUAAAUCUGAAGCGUUGACCAAGAGAUUUAGAGAUAUCACCAAACGGAUAGACGACGCCAAGAGAAAGAUGGGCCGUGUGAUGCAGACGGCGGCAUUUUCGUUGGCGGAGGUCUCAUACGCCACAGGUGGCAACAUUGGAUACCAAGUUCAGGAAUCUGUGAACAAAGCACGUUUCCGGGUGCGUGCUCGCCAGGAGAACGUCUCCGGAGUGUAUUUGCCGCAAUUCGAGGCCGACAUCGACGAGAGCAUUAACGACUUCAAGAUGACAGGUCUGGGAAGAGGAGGACAGCAGGUUCAGAAGGCCAAGGACGUCUACACGAAGAGUGUACAGACGCUUGUUGAUCUUGCGUCGCUACAGACUGCAUUUGUCAUUCUAGACGAGGUGAUCAAGGUGACCAACAGAAGAGUGAACGCUAUUGAGCACGUGAUUAUCCCGCGCACGGAAAACACCAUUGCUUACAUCAACUCGGAGCUGGACGAGCUUGACAGAGAGGAGUUCUACCGGCUGAAGAAAGUGCAGGAGAAGAAGCAGCAGGCUAAUGCGCAGCUUGAUGCCGAGAACGCUGCCAGAAAGGCCAAGGCUCUUGCUGAGCAGCCGCAGGAAGAGACAAAACAGGAAUCGCAGGAGGUGCCUGACCUGACUGCGCAGACAGAAGACGACGUGAUAUUUUGA
Molecule: messenger RNA, 777 nt
Organism: Ogataea parapolymorpha DL-1
Lineage: Eukaryota; Fungi; Ascomycota; Pichiomycetes; Pichiales; Pichiaceae
Product: V-type proton ATPase subunit D
Exons: 2
Coding region: 1-777 (258 amino acids)
Biological process (GO): vacuolar acidification
Cellular component (GO): vacuolar proton-transporting V-type ATPase complex; fungal-type vacuole membrane
Molecular function (GO): proton-transporting ATPase activity, rotational mechanism
Source: RefSeq, a predicted model, not a curated record